CUGAGCAGAGACUGUGUAGAAGCGAGCGAGCGACCGGCGGCGGAGCAAGGCAACGACAAGGGGAGUUCUGGCCGUGUCCCGUAUUUGGAACAAGCGAGACCAGACUGCAGCUUUUCCUCCUGACGCGACACCAGCGCCCGUGUAACCUUCAGGGAAGGAUCCGCUGCUUUAUUUUUUUUGACGGCUAACUUAUCGGGGCUGUGGGAGGACUCCUGAGCGAGCCGCGGUCUGGAGCCGGGGAGAAGCUCGAGAGACAUUUCUGGACGCCGAAUGGGAUUUAAAGAACAUAUCUGCCUGCGCCGAGUUGGGAGAACAAGCGGAUAAUUUUUUUUCUUUCUUUUCCACUUGGAUGAAAACCGCCACACAAUUCCAAACACCGUCCGAACUGUUUGGAUUGAGUUCAGCUUUGUUAACACGUCGCGGUAUCACAUGUCAACUCCUGGAAAAAAGGGGGCGACGAUGGCAUUUAUGAGCGGAGAAAAGUAGCGUUCACGUUAGCUCGCUGGCUAGCUAACCGUGCUAACCUAGCAGGCUGCUAACUAAGCCUGUGUCGCCCUUCCAUUCCUGGAGCAGAGGAGGGGCGCUGGGGCUUUGUAGCAUUGCAGACCUGCCUUUGCAACAAAAACAUUUUUGGGUUUGCUGCAGGAAUGGAGACCCCCAGGAAUCUACCACAACAACUCGGGGGGAUCUGCUGAACCCGACCCCACUCGAUUGUUUCCCCGCAAGGAGAAGGACAGGAAAGUUCAGGCUAAACGCUGGGGUUUGAUCAGCAUUAGCCGCCCCGGGGCAGCCGGGGUCUCUGAGUCGCGACCACUUCUUUUCUUAUGUACUGUGUUGGGGUUAGGUCUUGUGAAAUGGGGAAGUCCUGCACGUCUUAUACGCCUCCUAGAUGCUGGAUCUCGGAAGGGAGAUCAUGAAUAGGUCGGUGUUACCUUGGAAUUAGCCCUCGGCUUGCCCUCUACUCAAAACACUAUUAUUUUUCAAGACGUAUUCAAGGUGAGGGAAAACUUCUCUUCGCGGGCCCCUCUGCGCUAACUUACAGGCCCGGGAGGUGCUUGUUAACCCGGACUCUCCCAGCUUCUCCACCAUCAUUACUUCAAACCCCACCAAGCCGGAAUAAUGUCGGGAGAGGUGCGUUUGAAGAAGCUGGAGAAGCUGAUCCUGGACGGGCCACCUCAGUCCAAUGGCCAGUGUCUGAGUGUGGAGACCCUGCUGGAUAUCCUGGUGUGCCUCUACGAUGAGUGCAACAACUCCCCACUCAGGAGAGAGAAGAAUAUCCUGGAGUUUUUGGACUGGGCCAAACCCUUCACAUCCAAAGUGAAGCAGAUGCGCCUCCACAAAGAAGACUUUGAAAUCCUAAAGGUGAUUGGACGAGGAGCCUUCGGAGAGGUUGCAGUCGUAAAAGUGAAAAACACUGACAAGGUAUUCGCCAUGAAGAUUCUCAACAAGUGGGAGAUGCUGAAGCGAGCUGAGACGGCGUGUUUCCGGGAGGAGCGUGAUGUGUUGGUAAACGGAGACUGCCAGUGGAUCACCACCCUGCACUAUGCCUUCCAGGAUGACAAUAAUUUGUAUCUGGUCAUGGACUACUAUGUGGGUGGUGACCUGUUGACUCUGCUCAGUAAGUUCGAGGACCGACUGCCGGAGGAGAUGGCCAAGUUCUACCUGGCGGAGAUGGUGCUCGCCAUUGACUCAGUUCACCAGCUUCACUACGUCCACAGGGACAUUAAGCCAGACAACAUUCUUCUGGAUAUGAAUGGCCACAUCCGCCUGGCAGACUUUGGCUCCUGCCUCAAACUCAUGGAGGACGGGACGGUCCAGUCCUCCGUGGCGGUGGGGACUCCAGACUACAUCUCCCCAGAAAUCCUCCAGGCCAUGGAGGACGGGAAAGGCAAGUACGGUCCCGAGUGCGACUGGUGGUCCCUUGGCGUCUGCAUGUAUGAAAUGUUGUACGGCGAGACCCCUUUCUAUGCAGAGUCCCUGGUGGAAACCUACGGGAAGAUCAUGAACCACAAGGAGCGAUUUCAGUUCCCACAGCAGAUAUCAGAUGUGUCAGAGGACGCAAAGGAUCUGGUUCGCAGGCUCAUUUGCAGUCGAGAGCACCGAUUGGGUCAGAAUGGCAUUGAGGACUUCAAGCAUCACCCCUUCUUCACUGGCAUCGACUGGGAAAACAUCCGCACAUGUGAGGCCCCAUAUAUCCCAGAAGUCAGCAGUCCCACAGAUACCUCCAAUUUUGACGUGGAUGACGACUGUCUAAAGAACUCGGAGACCAUGCCCCCUCCCUCUCACACUGCCUUCUCUGGCCACCACCUGCCCUUUGUGGGCUUCACUUACACAAGUAAAUGUACCCUAUCUGACCGAGGUUGCCUACGGCAACUGGCAGUGGAGCCAGGUAGAGCAGGUCAGGAUCAGUUGGACACGGAUGUCAAGCGCGGUCUGGAAGACAGCCUGGCCACCGAGGCCUAUGAGAGGAGAAUCCGUCGGCUGGAGCAAGAGAAAGUAGAGCUGUGCCGCAAACUGCAAGAGUCGACUCAGACGGUGCAGGCACUGCAGCAUCCAACAGGCGAAGGCCCCCCCAGCGCCAACAAGGAGGUGGAGAUCAGGAGUCUGAAGAGCGAGAUCGACAUCCUCAAGAAGCAGAUCGCUGACUCGGGACAACUGGAGAAGCAGCUGGAGGAUGUGUCGUCGGCUCGCAGAGACCUGGAGGACUCAUCUAAAUACAUUAAAACCCUGGAGAAACAGAUGAGGAGCAUUACACAGGAGAGAGAUGAUAUGCACAAGGACCUUACGGAAGCAACUGAGAAGAUGAAGGGUCAGUCGAAGGAUCUGAAGGAAGCUCACAGUCAGAGAAAACUGGCCAUGCAGGAAUUUUCAGAGCUCAAUGAGAGACUAACAGACCUCAGGUCGGCGAAGCAGCGUCUGGUUCGCCAGGUGCGCGAUAAGGAGGAGGAGAUGGAGAGCCACAGUCAAAAGGUGGAGGCUCUCCGCCUUGAGGUGCGAAAGGCCGAGAGGGCCAAGAAGGAGAUGGAGGCGCAGGCGGAGGAGCAGUCAGUAGAGGCUCAGAAAGAGAGGAAGCUGAGAGAGAGGAAUGAGCAGUACAGCCGACAGCUGGAGGAGGAGCUCGAAGGGCUUAAGUUGAAGCAGUCCGGUCCCCCUGCCACUCCGGGUUCAGCUGAUCAGUCCCAGGAGGUAGGACGCCUGCGGGGAGACUUGGAGAAGAAGACAGUCCUGUACGAGGAGGAGUUGACUCGUAGGGAGACGCAGCACGGCAGCGAGCUGAAGACCCUGCGUAAGGAGCUAAGGGAUGCUGAGAGCCAGCAUCUCGCUCUGCAGAAAGAAAUCCUGAUGCUCAAAGACAAGCUGGAUAAGACUCGUCGAGAGAGCCAAAGCGAACGGGAAGAGUUUGAGGCCGAGAACAAGCAGAAGUAUGAGAGGGAUAGAAUCCUGCUCUCUGAGGAAAACAAGAAGUUGUCCAGUGAAUUGGAUAAGCUGACGAGCAUGUUUGAGAAGGUGACCGGCUCCAACCGACAGCUGGAGGAUGAGAUGAGGGAGCUGGCUGACAAAAAGGAGAGCGUUGCCCACUGGGAGGCUCAAAUCACAGAAAUCAUCCAAUGGGUGAGUGAUGAGAAGGAUGCUCGGGGAUACCUGCAGGCUCUGGCCACUAAGAUGACAGAAGAGCUGGAGGGACUGAGAAACACCAGCCUGGGAGCCAGAGCCACGGACAUGCCAUGGAAGAUGCGGCGCUUCGCCAAGCUGGACAUGUCGGCCCGUCUGGAGCUGCAGUCGGCCUUGGAUGCUGAGAUCAGGGCCAAGCAGGGCAUCCAGGAUGAACUGAACAAAGUCAAGGCCAACAACAUGUCCUCAGAAUGUAAACUGCAGGAGGUGGAAAGUAAAAACCAGGAACUCCUGGCUGAGAUCGACCGGCUGAAAAAGGAGACAGAGGAGCUUCGGCUACGAAGGGGUGUCAAGCACCAGGAUUCCCAGAAUUCCUUCUUGGCUUUUCUCAAUGCCCCCACCUCAGCUCUAGACCAAUUUGAUCGCUCGCCAUCCGUUGGCCCAACUAGCAAAGGCAGACGUGUGGACUCCAUGGAUAACUUUACCCCCUCCAACACUCCAUCCCGGGAAGAUGACCCCAAGUCCCACCUCAAGUCCCGCUCACGUUCACCCUCAAUGGCUAGUGAUAUGGAGCCCAUAGAGUUAAUAGACCAUCCUCCUCGUACAGUCCAGACGCCCACCAUGCGGUCAGGAGGGUACGGCAGUAUUGGACGCUCCUCACCUAAGCCCAAAGCACAUCAGUUUGUGGUGAAGUCAUUCAGCACGCCCACUAAGUGUAACCAGUGCACUUCCCUCAUGGUGGGGCUCAUACGUCAGGGUUGUACCUGUGAAGUGUGUAACUUCUCCUGCCAUGUAACAUGUGCGGACAAGGCUCCGGCUGUGUGUCCCGUGCCCCAGGACCAGACCAAGGGCCCGCUGGGUAUUGACCCUCAGAAGGGCAUCGGGACUGCGUACGAAGGGCAUGUCAGGGUUCCCAAGCCCACCGGGGUGAAGAAGGGUUGGCAGAGGGCAAUGGCUGUGGUGUGCGACUUCAAACUUUUUCUCUACGAACUUGGAGAAGGAAAAGCAACACUACCAAGUGUAGUCGUCAGCCAAGUCAUAGAUAUGAGGGAUGAAGAGUUUUCAGUCAGUUCUGUCCUGGCCUCUGACGUCAUCCACGCCAGCCGCAAAGACAUUCCCUGUAUAUUCAGAGUGACGGCGUCCCAACUCUCCCCCUCCAGCAGCCACAAGCCCUCCAUCUUAAUCCUGGCAGACAGCGACCAGGAGAGGAACAAAUGGGUGGGUCUCCUCAACGAGCUCCACCGCAUCCUCAAGAAGAACAAGCUCAAGGAGCGCUUCGUCUACAUCCCCAAGGAGGCUUACGACAGCACGCUGCCGCUCAUCAAGACAACACAAUCUGCUGCUAUCAUAGAUCACGAGCGUGUCGCCCUGGGCAAUGAGGAAGGCCUUUUUGUCAUCCAUGUCACCAAAGAUGAAAUAAUCCGGGUGGGAGACAAUAAGAAAGUGCACCAUAUCGACCUGAUCGCCCAGGAGCAGUUGCUGGCCGUCAUCUCCGGCAGGAACCGCCAUGUGCGGCUCUUCCCCACACAAGCCCUGGAUGGCCGUGAGAUCGACUCGUACAAGCUGGCCGAGACGAAAGGCUGCCAGACCAUCGUCUCCGGCCCUGUCCGCAACGGCUCGCUCACCUGCCUCUGUGUGGCCAUGAAGAGACAGAUCAUCUGCUACGAGGUGAAUAAGAGUAAAAGUCGUCACCGUCGGUUGCGAGAGGUGCAGGCCCCGGGGCCCAUUCAGUGGAUAGGUCUUCUCAACGAGCGUCUCUAUGUGGGCUACACGUCUGGCUUCACCCGCUACAGUGUUCAUGGUGACAUUUCCCCGGUCAACCUUCUCCAUCACGAGGACCACACCCUGGCCUUCAUCCCGCAGCAGGGCCUGGAAGCUCUGUGUGCUGUGGAGAUCUCCAGCAAAGAGCUGCUGCUGUGCUUCAGUUCCAUUGGCGUCUAUGUGGACUCCCAGGGCCGCAGGUCGCGUCAGCAGGAGCUGAUGUGGCCGGCUGUGCCAAACUCCGCCUGCUACAAUGCCCCCUACCUGUCAGUGUACAGUGAGAACGCUGUGGAUGUGUUUGACGUCAACACCAUGGAGUGGAUUCAGACCAUCCCUCUCAAGAAGGUGCGGCCUCUGAACAUUGACGGCUCCCUGAACCUGCUGGGGCUGGAGACAGUCAGGCUCAUCUACUUUAGAAACAAGACGGCCGAGGGAGAUGAGCUGGUCGUCCCGGAGACAUCAGACAACAGCAGGAAGCAGAUGGUGCGCAGCAUAAACAACAAGAGGCGCUUCUCCUUCAGGGUUCCUGAGGAGGAGCGACUCCAGCAGAGGAGGGAGAUGCUUCGAGACCCCGAGAUGAGGAACAAGCUGAUCUCCAACCCCACCAACUUCAACCACGUGGCCCACAUGGGACCAGGAGACGGGAUCCAGAUCCUUAAAGACCUGCCCAUGAACGUUCGUGUUCAGGAGAACCGUGCGGGUUUCAGUGGUUCGGUCAGUAUCCCCUCCAUCACCAAGAACCGUGCCGAGCCAGGCCGCUCCAUGAGCGCCAGCAGUGGACUGGGCAUCCGCUCAUCCUCUCAGAACGGCAGCGCUCUGCGUAGAGAACUGUCAGGAGGAAGCUACGGCUCCAAACGUCAGACCAUGACGUCUCCCUCGGAGAGCUCCCUGUCCUCUGGUGGAGGAAUGGACUGCGGUGACGCUCCACUCUCACAGUUUGACAGAGAGUGGCAGGCGGUCUCACCGUCGGAGAAGACCCCCGAUCUGAAAAGGGCUUUAAGGACCCUGCUUAGUAAGAUGAAGGACUCGGACUCCCCCCGUCACUCCACGGCCUCCAACAGCUCCACCUUCAGCAGCCCCCCCAGCCCGGCCUCCCCACACAAGACCAAGUCCCUGUCCCUGGAGAGCACAGACCGGAUGGGAUGGGACACAUGAGCCCCCCCCUGCAGCCUGUCGCCUGCCCAUUCCCCCCCCCACCACCAUCCAACUGACCGGCCCACAGCACAGGACUCCAGACCCUCCUCCUCCUCUUCUUCCUUCUCUACUUCCUCCACCGCAGCCUCUCACCUCCUCUCAGAACUCCCCCCCUCACUGCCCAGAGAACUGCAGCUCCCACCCCCCCCCCUCCUCAUGAACAUUUGUCCCACUUUACGACCUCAGUAUGUCUCUCCCCCCCGACGCCGAGCAGAAACACUGAGACUGACGGAGGACUCAUCUGCAAACAGUGGUAGUGUACAUGUGGGUGCUGAUGUUUGAAGGUGUGUGUGUGUGUGUGUUUGAGAGAAGCUGUAUUGCGUUUGCCAGCGUGUGCGUGUGCAUGUGUUUAUUCAGAAAGGGCACAUGAUAUAGGAAAGAAAAGCUCUGCUCACAGCCCCUGUUCACAUUCAGACAACAACGAUGCAACGAAAACAAAACCCUCAGAGGAGGAUCACUGUCGAGAGAACAUGAUUUGUACUUGUACAUAGGACCCUUUGGGUUUUAAGGGGACGAUAUUUUAAUUUAUUUAUCAAUCUUAGACAAGGAAAGGGAGGUUUGCUUCUUUCUGGCCUGAAGCAGACGGGCGGAGUUUAAACCCCUCCUCACAUCCCCUCAGUCGCUUUCUCUUUGGGUGCUGCAAAAAUCCAAAAGGUUCAAAAAAGAGAGCGAGAAAGAGAAAGAAAGGAUAUCAAUGAUUUUUCUUUUUUGUUCUUCUUUAUUUUGCUCAUGAAUACUAAGUGCAGUGACUUUAUAAUAUUUUUUAUUUUGACCAUCAGUAAAAAGCUACGUGCUCAUGUGACAUCAUCACGCCUCCCACUGUGCUCCUCCUCCUCCGCACCGGUCCAGCGGGAGCGACGCCAUCCAGCCGCCCCUGGACGUGUCCUCGCCAGCGUAGCAUAGAUGUUUCCACUUUGCUGUAAAACCAAACUGACCAACUCACAGGCUCCAUCACAAUAAUGUACAUAGGUUUCAAAGUAGAGAGUAAUAUAUGAUAAUGUAGAAAACUACACGGGAAAGGAAAAAAAAUCCCCUUUUGACUUUUCUUUGUUUUCUUUUUUGAGUGAUUUGAGGUUGUAUUCACACACAAAAGCCAUUUUAAACAACUUUCCAGUUUUCUUUUUUUAACUUUUGAUUUUAGAUUUGUUGUUUUUUUAUCGUAUGUAUGACACGCGUUGUGUGUGUUGUUUUUUUUUUCCCCACUCAGUUUGCAUUUGAGUGAAGAUAAAGCGAUGUAUGGAUCGACACUACUGCCCGUACUGUAGAGUGAACACGAGCAUUUAUCACAUGUUAUCUACGCACUGAGGUGGUGUUUUCACGCAGCCGAGGCCUUGUCCUGCUCCUCCUCUGGCUGUCGGAGGGGAAGCGGCUCUGAUCAGUUAAUCGACGGUGUGUAAUGAGUGUGUAUUUCAAAAAUUCACUGUGGUACCCAGAAGGAGACGGUCAGUGCUUCUGUUCAGAUAUCAGCUCCAUUUUUACCAAAAAAAAAACACUAAAAAAGGACAAAAAGAAGGGAGAGACACUUGGUGACAGGAUUUUUCUCACAGCUUCUUCUGAAGAAUGUUUCCAUGAUCUAAAAGCUACAUGUUGAUUUCAAAAUUUAAGAAAACGCUAAAAUAAGAAUGUAGAACGACACUUCGUCUGCACCUGGAUCUCUGUGAGUCCAGAUACAAUAACCUUAGUGCUCCCUGUUGUUGUGUAGAAUGAACAGGGCUGCACCUCUGAACCUCCCUCCAGGCAGGUUCUCCUCUGGCAGAAUGAAAAAGGCCUUUUGAAAGAGCGUUUCGAUCGGAGUGGCGGCUCCCGGCUGCAGAGCGGAGGAGCAUUCACAGCCCAAAAACCUGUUACCUCUGCUCAAUCCCCUUCACUUCACAGACACUGAAAAAAGAAAAGCAUCUCACUGGAGGAAACGCUCGCAGGGCCCAAUGUGAAACCUGUCCACCAACUGCGAUGUGGUUUUAAUGUGGUAUUAUGUGUAAAAGAAGAAAGCUCUCACUGUGCUGUGACAGUGCCGAGGCCCCUUUUGUCUCAGCCGCUCUCUUCAGGAGCCGCUGAAUGCUUUUACAGUGAAGCGUCCCGGGUCGGAAUCCUCCGGUUUUAUUACGCUUGUCUCGUUUGUCAGAAAGGGAAACAAAAACUUUUAAGUACUUCGGUGCACAUUCCUGCCGAUCCUGCCCGGUUGAAACACCACAAAGUAGUUCCAAACGACCCAUUCCAAGUGUUUUAUUAAGCGAGGGACGUGUGGAGCGCCCGAGUGCGACUAAGCUGGUUUUCAUUCCGAACAAACCACCUCCUCGGAGACUUUUUUUUUUUUUUAAGCUAGAGACUCUCCUCAGUUCCUGCUGGAGUUUGUGCGUAGAAUGUAUUCGCUGGGCGAGAGGAAACGGUUUUAUUAUCGGCCAAUAUUGUACAGAGAAGCUGAUCCCAGAUUUCCCAGUGUAGAGAGGGGGGGGGGAAGAGAAACUCAGGAAAUGUCAGAACCAAUGAAUUAUUUUCAUUUAGAUGAGAGAAUGAGCGUGUUAGAGGAUCGACGGAUGGAUGAAGGAGUGAGUGAGGGAAUCUGGCUGUAAUGUACAGUAGAUAGGACCCAGGUGGAGACAGCAGGAAGAGAGAGAGAGUUGAAAAGUUUCAGGGUGAAGGGCGACGGGCGGUUUGAUGGCGGACGUGCCACAGUCGUAACGUUUAAGAGGAAGAAAAUCUUCAAAAUAAAAUAAAAAAUCAAACGCCUUUGCAUUUCAGUGAGGUCUUAUCCACAGUACCUUCUAUAUUAUUUUUGCUCUUUCAUAUCAUAUUACACUUUGUUUUUUUUUCUAGGAUUGCUUUGUAAUAAUUUGUACAGUUUUGCAUGUUAUAGAUGUAAUCAUUUUUGUUUUUCGGUUUGUUGUUUUACUUGGACUUGCUCCUUUUUGAACAGUUUGGGCGUUUUACUGAGGAUAACCCACUACAGGUGAUGUAGAUUCUUUUUUGCACAAAAAAAAAUAUUUAAGGUGUAAGGUCAAAACAAAAAAUAAUGUAUGGAACUGGCUGCCACACUUAUGUGGACAACUCAUUAUAUUAACCUGACUCCGAUGUAUUUCAAUAAAGCGGAGGGCUGUUACAAAUACAACAGGAAA
Molecule: messenger RNA, 9680 nt
Organism: Pleuronectes platessa (European plaice)
Lineage: Eukaryota; Metazoa; Chordata; Actinopteri; Pleuronectiformes; Pleuronectidae
Gene: cdc42bpab
Product: CDC42 binding protein kinase alpha (DMPK-like) b
Exons: 43
Coding region: 1120-6528 (1802 amino acids)
Biological process (GO): actomyosin structure organization; peptidyl-threonine phosphorylation
Cellular component (GO): cytoplasm; actomyosin; cytoskeleton
Molecular function (GO): protein serine/threonine kinase activity; ATP binding
Source: RefSeq, a predicted model, not a curated record